Molecule: messenger RNA, 1504 nt
Organism: Theobroma umbraticum
Lineage: Eukaryota; Viridiplantae; Streptophyta; Magnoliopsida; Malvales; Malvaceae
Source: RefSeq, a predicted model, not a curated record
AUCGGAAUCAAAUGCGAUGAUAAAAGAGGAAUUUUGCAGAUUAAUUCUGCUCCAAGAAUCUGAUUCCAAAACAAUUUAAUAUGGCUGCCUUACCUCUUGCAAAAUUUCCACGUAUCUUGAGAACUUCUGGAAGGAUUCCCAAGGGAUAAGGGUUUAUAGAGGUUGCUCUUUAUACUUGAACGCUUUGGGCCUUUCCCAUGGCCGUUGGAUUGGAAUGUUUGUUGACCAUUAACUAUAUUCCAAAUGGAUGGAUCCAGAGGCCAAAUGAAAAAUAGGGAGAUAAUAUUAAGAAACAAUUUGCUCAAUGACAGAAAAGGGCUGUUUCUCCUGAAAUUUGUGUUAUGAAUGGAGCCGAUUGCCAUGCGCAGGUCAAGCAGGUCUUGCUCAUAUGAGAAAUGGGUAGCGAUCGUCUUGACCAUUCUAGCCGCGGUUUCACCUCUUUAUGUCAACCGGCAGUCGGUUAGUGAAGCGGAGUUUGAAGAGCAAUACAUGGACUUGGCUUCAUGGUUGCGCCUGCUGCUUGUGCUACUGAUCUUGGCUUUUGCUUUCUUACUUUACUUGAACCAGAGAUUUACCAGGUCUGAUCCUCAUUGGAUCAGGUCAAGCAACUCUUCGUCAUAUGAGAGGCUGGUGGCAAUAGGUUUGGUCAUCUUAGGUGUGGUUUCACCUCUUUACAUCAACAGGGCAACGGUGAGCGAGCUAGAACCUGACGAGCAGCCCAUCAACUUUGCUUCUUGGCUGCCUUUGCUGCUAUUGAUAUUAAUCUUGGCCAUUGCUUUGUCGCUUUACUGUGACAGAAGCUUUACGAGGUUUGAUCCUAACUGGAUUCACAGAGUUGGUGGUUCUUCUGCUGGAAUCUUACUAAUUCUUCUGGUUCUGGCAUUUGUUUUGAAGUGUAAGGCUUCUGGUCUGAACUGAGAAGCUUGGUUGAAGUUGAACCUUGUGGAAACAGAAAGCGCUUUAUACACAGACAUAAGUAAUGAAACGUCUGUUUUUGCCUUGUCGUGGAGAUGAAGAUCCUCUGUUUCCUAGUUUCCAAUAUCAAACUAUCUCCUUGUAAGAAGCAAGAAUAUAAGGUUAAUUGUCAAACUGGUGUUUUCUCUGUAGUGUAUUCUUCUCUUCCUAAACAUCCGUAAUCCUUGUUAGAUUUAAAUUCUAGCUGUUGGGUUGGCCAAGAGAAAAACAGGGCACUGCACACUGCACUAUAAACGUAACCUCUAUAGCUGAUAACAUUGAAUGGAUGUAUGACCAAAAGAAAAUAUGGUUAGAACCCAUGUUUUAACCAUGCUGAACCGAUGCCAAAGGCCUUAUGGAAGAAAACCAGCAUUUAACUUCCACAGAGUUCCAAAUCGGAUUUGUUUUCUAAAUUGGAAUACAACGCCUGACACUGUCUUGUUUAACCUCUUGCCACAAUUUACUCUCAAGGUGUGAAUGUAGUUCGACAAUGUUUCCUAGUCACAAUAUGUAAGAUGCAUACUCUAGAUACUUUCAUGGAGCAGGGCAA